Molecule: messenger RNA, 8313 nt
Organism: Gigantopelta aegis
Lineage: Eukaryota; Metazoa; Mollusca; Gastropoda; Neomphalida; Peltospiridae
Exons: 19
Coding region: 187-4959 (1590 amino acids)
Cellular component (GO): Cul4-RING E3 ubiquitin ligase complex
Molecular function (GO): protein binding
Source: RefSeq, a predicted model, not a curated record
UAAACAUAACCAAUACACAUGCUGCCACUUGGUUAUUCAUGUUUGGGUCUAAAGUACAUUUAAAGUAUAUUAUUAAUACUGGUAAUUCUAUUAUGUUUUAUACCUUGUGACCAUUCGGCGUCAGGCGGCUUUUGUAACAAUAUGACUACUAUGGGACUUGACGCAAAGGGGUAAUGGGCUUCAGCCAUGUUUGAGGGUAUCGAUCUGGAAGAUGAGGAGGAGGAGGUGCCGCCCCCUAAAAGAAAGGAAGGCUUUGAAUUCAGAAAGCCUGUCCGCCCUUACAUCUGCUCGACCCCGCUGGACUUCAUAAAAGAGCGCAAUUUCCUCGCUGAUCACAUCUACCCGAGCAUCGUGGAGUUCGCCCAGGGUCGGGGGGCACUGUUCUCUCCCACGGACAUCCGGUGGAGCCCUGAAGACAAGGUCUUCUCAAACGGACAACUCCUGCGCUUUCUGCUGGACGCCAUCGACCGGUGUUCGCCAUUCUUCAUCUGCCUGCUGGGCGACUGCUACGGCCCGCACCGCCCCGAGGACGAGCCCCUGCUGUCCUACACCAGGAUGAUCAACAUGGACAAGUGCAACCCCCUGGACCGGAACUACCUGAUGGCCGCCACCGCCUGCUAUGGCUGGCUCCUACACGAUGACAACCAGGCGUGCAGCCUCACGGAGCUGGAGAUCAUCCACGCGGCCUUCCUCGGCGACUCCACGCACUGCCGCUUCUACUUCCGACAGAGGGAUCACCUGGAGGACAAGUACAUGAGGGCUGGCGGCAGAGAGUCGGAGAUGCAGAGGCUGGACAGUGUCUACCUGCCGAAGAGCGAGUAUGCGGGGCUGAAGAUACAGGACCUGAGGCAGAGGAUCGUGAAGAAGGGCCUGCCCGUGCAGUACUUCACCACACUCGAGGAGUUGGGCAACCUGGUACUGAAUGACUGGAUAGACAUUGUCGAUCAGCUGUACCCAACGCCUGUCAAACCCUUUCAAUUCCAAGAAACCGAGAAGUACCGUGAAUGGCUGGUCCAGGAGUCGUUUGCAGAAAGCCGCCGCCAGGUGUACGUCAGCAGUCCGGAUAACAACGUGGUGAUGAGUCGCAUGACACGCUUCGCGAUGAAGGCAGUGGAUGACGCGACGCAGGAAAUGAGCGAACCCGUGUUCUCCAAGUACCGGACGUCAACCUCUUUUCUCAGCACUGGCAGCAGGUUAGGCUCCCUUGUGAAGUACAAGUCGGUGUUGUGUCUGAGCGGGGAGCGCGGGGCGGGCAAGUCGUCGAUCAUUGCCCAGUGGCUGGAUGAGUUCGACGACACGAGCCUACCGCUCCAACUCGUGCACCACUUUGUCGGCUGUAGUUCUCACAGCACAGACAUCACUGUGUUCCUCGAGCGGUGCAUCACGGAACUACGCUCACGCUUUCUCAAAACAGCAAAUGAGGAGGAGCAGGAAGAGAUAGCUGACGGCACCCACGCGUAUUGUGGUGACGACUAUGAGCCGAAGACGUUCCAAGAGCUGUGUGGGAUGUUCAUGUCAGCCGUGUCGCUUGGGCCCUGCGUUCUUGUCAUAGAUGGGGUCGACGAACUGUGUGGGACCGUCAAAUUGUCACAGGAAACGGUAAAGGAAUUCGGCUGGCUUCCUGCAGUUCUGCCACCGCGGUGCAAGAUCAUUCUGAGCACAACGAACUCUGACAUCACGUACCGCAGCCUGGCGAGACGGCCGGACGUGACGUUCAUUGCUGUGCCCAUCAUCUCGAGCGUAGAACGGCAGAAGGAGAUCCUGGAGGAGCACAUGGGCCAGCACUUCGCGCGGCUCACUGUGAAGAACUUUGUCCAGCUGCAGGAGAUCCGCGUGUGCACCAAGCCGCUCUUCCUCACGACGCUGGCCGCUGAACUCAAGUGCUACAGCAUCUAUUACAACAUCGACGCCUUCCUCGAGGAGCACCAGGAGCUGUCGUCGGUGCGCGAGUUCUGGAUGAAGAGUCUGAGGCGCUGGAUCAAGAAGUACAGCUGGCUCCCAGAGGUCGACUCGUCGCUGCAUUGUGACGUCCAUGAUAAUGAGUUUGAAGGCUUUUCUGGCUGGAUACCAGAUGCUCUUUGUUUGAUACUUUUAUCACGCAAUGGACUCACUGAAAAGGAGGUUUUAACGUUACUCAGGAGCCUCGGUUACACGGGCAGCCUCGAGGUGUCUCAGUUUGACUGGUUCCAGUUCCGCAUCGGCAUCGGCUCGGCGCUCUACGAGAAAGCUGAUGGUCUGAUCUGCUUCUCUCAUCAUCACAUCAAGGAAAUAGUCCAGUUCAUUCUCUUAAAAUGUUUCAAGAAUGGCCCUGAAGGCUCGGUUGUGUCUCAAGAGUCUGACAUUCCAUUUCAAAUGUACAAACGAAAGCUGCACGAAAACCUUGCGUGGUUCUUUGCACGGUUGCCGCAUUCUCAGAGGAAAGUCGAAGAACUGCCCUGGCAGCUGAUGAUGUCGGGAAACUGCUUCAACUUGUUGAGGGUCGUAGAAAACAUUGACUAUUUUCUCGACUUUGUGAGCAAAAGUGGCAACAACCCUUCUAACAAGCGAGAUCUGUUGGUGUACUGGAAGUUUCUGGAAGCGCGUGGCUACAAGGCAAAUCAGCAUUACCUGUCACUGUUCAUGGACAUGGGUUUAAUUGAGACUAACUUACAUGUAAAGUCGCCAUCAGUUCUCAGCAGCCUGACUGUUAUUGAAGAGAAGCCCAUUGAAGAUGAUGAAGAAAGUGCGGUGGAUUGCCAUGAAUGUUUUACUGAGUUUAGAAGAAAGAAAAUAUGUGGAAGUCCGUACCAGUCAUUUGAGCAUGGUCUACAAGGAAUGACAGACAGUCAAUUUUUCAUCGCAGAAAGUCAAAAACAUUCCCUUCUUAUAACAGGAGAUGGAAAGGUUCUGAAUGUUAAAAAUGGAAUCAAGAAAGUGGUGAUCCUCGCGUGGCACGCAUCACAGCUGCUCUUGGAGCUGGGUUACAGCGAGUCCACUGAAAAGAUCCUGUCUGCACUGAUUACAUUUCUCAACAAGAACUACCCUCUGUCACUGGACCACUUGGUUAUGCGUGCUAAGACUCUUGAAGUGAUUGGCGACAUAAAUCUCGCUGGAGUUAAAAUGGGGAAAGCGGAGACUAGCUACAGGGAGGCGCUGAAAAUAAUUGUCGAUGUAAUGGACGCUGAUGACGAACUGACAAGUCAGCCAGAAUUUCGUAAACUGAGAAGUCGUAUGCUAUGUCACCACGGCAGCAUUCUUCUAGAACAGGAUGAACUGUAUGACGCCCAGGAACUGCUGAAGGAAGCCCUGGAAUACACAGAUGAUUCCUUGAAGAACAUUCCUCUAACAGCCACCGUCUUGUACAACCUGGGCUUGCUGAGGUUGAAGCAAGGUGACUAUCAUCGGGCAGAGUCCAAUCUACGCCAGUCGCUGACUCUUCGAGAAACGUGGUUUGGAAAAACUCACCCUUUGGUGGCAGAUGUUCUCAACCACCUAGCAAAACUCCUGUCAUUGCAUGAGUACAAAGGACGGGAUAGGAUCCAGGCAGAACAUCUGUAUCGCCGGGCCAUACAGAUCCGGGAGGAGUGUCUGGGUAACCAACACCUGCUCACAGCGGAGGUCCUGUUUGCACUAGGUCAGUUAAUUGGAAAUCAGACAAGUCUUACAGCAAAGAAUGACUCCAUCGACCUUCUAAGACAAGCUCUGGAUAUUACAACAAGUCACCUUGGAUUGACAAAUACUGAUACCAAGCGAAUCCAGCAGGAACUGACGACCCAGGAAGUGAUGUUGCGGCUUGGUAACUACGAGUUUGGACACGCCAAGCCCUUGGACACGAGGAACAGGAGGAAUCCGUUCAGCACUCUUACUCUGAGGGACAAAGAUCUGAAACGGAUCCAGCAGAAGUACGGCAUCGACAAACCAGUACAGGAGUCGCUGACCAUCCGCGCGGUCAGUCGGGAGGAGAUACUGCGACACACCCGGCCCAUGAGUUACAUGAGCAGCACAAACAGUUACCUGAGUGCUUCGGAAAAGUUGUUCUCAGAAGGCGACCGACUGCUCCACAGAAAUUCCAUUGAACGGAAGCUAAAACAUUCGUCCAGCGGUGAGUCACCCACUUCCCCUGUCCCGAGGUCGCGCCUGACGGUGGACAUGAACUUCGUGGCCGAUUCCACGACGGGAGACAGCAGUGAUCUGCACAAAGAACUCAUCAUUGACAGUUUCGCUCUGGGUGGCGACAUGGAGGGUCCAGACAAGCAGAUCCAGCCGAAGAAAAGCUUGGUCCGGUCUCGUAUAAGCAGCAUGUCGGGGCGCAACGAUCCGUUCAAAAUGUUCAUGAGGUUCGCCAGUGCCAGCAGCGACCGGAGUCGCGGUUCAAAGCGGCUGUCGAGCUCCGGCAAGGGUCGCAGCAAGUCGUCUGUAUCUUCGAUAACGCCGGGCUCCACAGACGGCAGCAGCUCGCGGGGUCACCAGUCGCGGUGCGCCGUGCCGGGGCGCCAGUCCCUCCAACUCAGCAACCAGCAGGCGGUGGUGGGCCCACACAGUGCCCUCAACUGUCUGAUGGACUACCCCUUCCCAGACUCGAGCCGGAAGAUCCACCACCAGUCAGCAUGGUACCACGUGCCCGGGCGGUACCCGACUUCCGAGGCAUCGUACCCACCCAAACGCUGCCAGACGAGACCAUCAUCGGUGGUGUCGGGGUAUUCGCACAAGUGCAAGACCAGGAGCAUGUCGAGUCAGUCGAGUCGGAAGAGACCAGAGGGAAGUCGAGGGGACAGCAACAACAACGUCUCAUUGUCAGUGCCGUCGGGUAGGGAGGGUGAACAGUCGGAGUAUAAGUUGGGAAGAGGGUUCGAACAGUCGUACCAGUCCGAGCAAGAUUCAGAGCAGAAGGUGGCACAGUUGAUGGAAAAUAAACAAUGCAUGCAAAACGGAAUUUCUUCCACGAUGGUGACCUUCCAAGAAACCAUCAGUGUUGGCUAAAAUCCCCAAACUACUGUGAAUAUCGGCAUUAGGAAACAUUUUGUUAAUACAAGACUAAACUUAAUUUUGAAACAGAAAAAUAAUUAUAAGAAGAAAGAUUGAUGGUUAUAGGAAUAAGAUAAAACUUUAAAAAAUUGAUGUUUUUACAUUUCACAAAGGUUCUAAGAAAUUAAAGAACUAAAAUUAAUAAAACAUAUAAACAAAUUGUUCUCAAUUUAAGUAAAUAAAAAAAAAUAUAUAACUGCAUAACAUAUUUAAGUAAAACAUUAGGAAAAGACUUUCAUAAAAAGUAUUAUCGAAGUUCAAGUCUGUUUUGUCAAUACUUUUAUCUGGUCGUUUUGGUUGAUUUUAAAAGGUACUUAUCUGAAUCAUUUUGAUGAAAGACAAAUAUCAAUAUAUUAUUUAAUACAUGCUGUCUUGUUUUUCAGUUUGCAACUUUAACCUAUAAAUAAUGUAAAAAUGCAUUUAGCACAUCUAAGACAUAACAUGGGUAUCUUUAAAACAUAUUUUUGUUAUAUUGAAAAAUAGACUUUUUAAGGAUAUUUGACAUACAAUUUUUUUUUUAUCAAAGACACAUGUAUAUUAAAAUAAAUGCCUUUUUGGAACAAUUCUAUUUCCAAAUAAAAAAUUAUUGUCUUUAAGUGAAUAUCUUUGAUAUCAGUUAUUCAGAAAGAUACAAACAUCAAAAUUAAUUGACCAACAAAAUUUAAAAGAAUAAAACUUACAAUACAUAACCUUUUGCUAGGCAAUCUUAUAUAUACAUUUGAAGUUGGUGAGGCAUAAAUUGAAACUUCCUGUUUGAUUGAUAAAAGUAAUGAGAUUACAAGAUAAAAACUUUGAUUCAGCAUUGACAAAUUGAGCCAUUUGUAACCUACAUGCCUUUCAAAUAGUAAUAAUCCAGGUCAUAUGGUUUCUUAUAGCAAAUAGCCAGAUCAAUGAACAGAAUACGACAUGCUCUAAAUGUUGAUUCUCAACAUGCUUAUUGUGAUAUAUUUCAUCUUUGUUAGUCACAUUAGCAAAUAGCCAGAUCAAUGAACAGAAUACGACAUGCUCUAAAUGUUUAUUCUCAACAUGCUUAUUGUGAUAUAUUUCAUCUUUGUUAGUCACAUUAGAACAACAUUGAUGUAUGAGGUAAUUUUUGUCCAUUCUAGUAACUUUUAAAACAAAGAUUUAUUCAACCAUUUUAUAACAUUAUUGUUAAAAUUAUUUACAUGUCUGUUUUAUUUCAUAUGAUAUACACAUGUUAUAAAUAUUGUCUGACAUUUUAGAAUUAUUGUCUUUAAUGUUGAUUCGAUACCAUCUACAUCUAGUGAAUAUUUUAGGAAAAAACAGUCAAUGAUUGUUAUUGUCCAACAAUUUGUUUGUCCGUCCAUAUAUAACAUAACUGUUAAGGUUCAUGUAUUGGGAUCUUGCAGUCAAACAUAUUGGUGUGUGACAUUUCACAUCAGACCUGGAGUUUUAGUCAUGGUAUAUUUCUAUGUUUGCACUCUCACAAUUAGGAUUGUAGUCUUUGAUAUUGCAAUGAUUUAAUUACUGUAUGCCUAUAGAUAUUUAUUUAAAAAAAAAAAUCCCACAAAAACAACAUUAGUAGUUAAUCUCAUUUUCAGAGAAUUAUUGAAAAAGAGUCAGCUGAAAUAUGAAUUUCUUGUUGCCAAUCGGAUUUUGAUAUCAACUUAAAAAUGAAGGUUUACAAAUGUAAUCACAGCUGAAUGAGAAAUUAGCCUUUGGGGUUUAAACUGAAAGCUCAGACAUGUAUGCACAGCACUGUUUGGCUGUAUUAUCUAGAUGGCCAAGAAUAAGUCCUGAGAACAGAUUCAAAGUUCUGAUAACAGACUCAAAGUCCCGAUAACAGACUCAAAGUUUAUUAUGCAUGACCUUGAUAGUAAUGGUCUCAAGACAUUGUGGAGCAGGUUAUAUUUUAAACACAAGAAACCUUUAACAUAUGUGAUUCUUUAAAUGCCCAAAGACUUUGAGCCUAAACUCAAAUCUUUUAUGGUGUCCCAUAUAAUCAGUUUGUAUGGUGUUGCCAUUACAUGAAAGUCUCAAGACCGUUAUUAAAGAUUUGAGUCAAGACUUUAAAAAACCCAUUUAAGCACUGGGCCAAUUCUUCUCAUUUCCUUUACAGCCAGAGUUGAAGCUGUUUGCCAAAUUCAAAUAAAAUAUUUUUCAUUAUGAUUUGUCUUAACAGCUAAUUUGAGAGCUUGCAUAUUUAGGCCACCUAUUUUUUAUUAAAUGGUUUACGGAUUUUUUUCCACAAAAUAUAUGUAGGUGGUCGAAAUAAAAAUAAAAAUAAAAGUUUUGGAUCCAUUUAAAAAAAAAAAAAUUCUGACCAAUUUUUUUCUGUUGGAGGAAAAAAAAAGAAAAUGUUCAAAUCCAGAUUAUUCAUCAUGAACACACACACACACGUAUAUGUUGCAAAUGGAUUUUGUGGUUGCAUGUACUUUCUCAUUCACUACCAUUCUGCUUCCCGGGUUUUACAGUAUUUAUAUCUCGUUUAAAUAACUAAUGUGGAUAUAUUCAUGUUAUUUCAAAACAAUUACACUAAUAAAUAUAUAAUCGGGGCGAAUCGACUCACUUUUGGGGCAAAACGACUCCGUACGAAUAAGAUUUUACAACGAACCAACCCUGGGUGAACGGGUCUAAGGGUCUACAGUACCCGCACAGUACACGGCAAAGUCAAAACGCAACGUACUUCUGAAUAAAUAAUUUAACAAAGACAGAAUAUGAUUUGACAAGUAUAAUUUUGGGAAAAAUACCCUUAAAUUACUUUUUUUUUUUUUUUUUUUUUUUUGGUCAGAACGGCGGUAAAAAAAAUAAAAAAAUGUAGGUUUGCAUUUUUCUUUUUCCAGCGGGACUUUUUAAUGAACUUCGGCGGAUCCGUAAACCUAUUAAUCAAAAACGACUGGCCUUACGGAACCUUCAGGGUUUUUUGCAUUUUGUUUGGCAAAGAAUUAAAAUUGAAUUUGGCUACACAUUUUUAAACACAGUUUGCCAAACAGCUAACAAUAUUUUCUGUUAAGUUUAAACCUGAGUAAUUUCCAUAAUGUACAAACAUGCUAAUAGAUAUACAAGACUGUGAAAGAACAAGAAAGUGUCUGUGGUUUGUGUUUAACACACAGUAUUUAAUAGAAUAUCCUCUACAUUAAUUUAAUCUAUUUACAGCAGUCCUCCCACUUCACAAUGUUAGUCAACCUAGUGGAUGUAUAAGUGGUUUUAAUAAUUUAUAAGAUAAUACAAUAUGAACACAUAUUUAUACUAGUGAUUCUCUACCGUGCUAUUUAUUUACAUCUACAUCGAGCUAUUCUAAGUUAUUAUUGUAUAUGUAUAUGCAAAUUAAACCACAAUUUAUAUUUU